UGAGCAGUCUUGUUCAGUCGCAAAGGCAGGCUUUUUGUCCAAUCGCUUCCCUAAUAGGCGGGUCCUAAUCGCACUGUUUCACACAGCAUUCCCUCCCCAUCCGGGCUCCGCUCGCCUCUCCGGCUUAUCACCGCUUCCUGAUCGCCGAGCCCGGGACACACAGAGCUGCACUGACCGCGCUGUCAUUUGGACCGGUGUUGUUGUAGCCGAGGAGCUCUAGAGGCAUGGCUACCGCGCUGUAAUGCUGCACUGCUGUCUUCUCCUCUCACAAGCUCAUCCAUCCUUACCAUCACCAUCAACAUCAACAUCAGCAGCAGUGCAGUGCUAUGUAUGGAUCCGUAAGCUAAGCCGCGUCCCUCAUAUACUACAUACUACAGCAGGAUCCGCAGGCUCCAGCCUUCUCCAGUAUUGAUAGAGCUUUUAAUAACCAGAUUCGAGCCGCAAGGCAACGCGUCGACGGCAGGAGCUGGAAUUAUGAAGCGUUGGCGCCAUGUCUAAGGCUACAGUCAAGAAGCUGCACUGGCGUUCCAAAGUUCAGGAGAGCUUCGUUCCUCUGGGUGGAGCCUCGGGGGAGCUGGGUGUGGCUAUUGGAGGUGGUGCCGACUAUGGCGAGUUCCCAUUCGUCACAGCAGCACCGGGAGGAGGCGCUACAGUGGGUGACAUCAUCCUGGAGAUUGGCGGCACUCCUGUCCUGGGCAUGACCCUGGGAGAUGUCAGAGGGGUUCUGAACUCGUGUCCUCAUCCCAUCCGCAUCAAAACCGUUUCACCAGGCUCCACUCUGUGUAAAGACCUGAGAUUAUAUUUAAGCAAGUGCUUCACACCUGGAUCCAUGGACAGCCAACUGCAACAGGUCAUACGGGAGAACCUUUACCUGCGUGCUGUGCCCUGUACCACUAGGCAGCCGCGGGACGGCGAGAUCUCCGGAGUCGACUACAACUUCGUCUCGAUUGAGGAGUUCUUCUCUCUGGAGGAGUCAGGAGCUCUGCUUGAGAGCGGCAAGUUCAAAGGGAACUACUAUGGUACGCCACGGCCGGUCCACAUUGGGCCCGACAGCCCACCUAUCACCUACCAGGAGCACCGCAACCUGCUGCGGAACUUCCGCACACGCAGCAAGUCCCUCAGUAACCUGGAGAAGGCUGUCGAAGAGGGAGACAACAGUGAGGAGGAUUCUGGUCUCUCAGCGGGUUCUGCAGGAGCGAGCAGUGCCCCCACUACUACUAUUGUUUCGCCCAAUCAGACGUGGGACUCAGGUGGACCUCGGGAUGGUGGUGUCCCGAUGGAGAACGGUGCCCGUGGAGGGGCAUUGCCUGAAAACUGGGAGAUGGCAUUCAGUGACUCAGGAGAACCUUACUACAUCGAUCAUAACUCAAAGACGACGAGCUGGCUGGACCCGCGGACUCACAGCAAAGAGGUGGUCAGCAAGACAGAGUUACCUCCAUUCACAGACCAGCCAUCUGAACUGAAGGGCUAUUCCAUCCACACACGUCUCUCAAAAGGGCCAAGAGGUUUUGGCUUUAACAUUGUAGGGGGCAGCAGACCCAGAGAAUUCCUGCAGGUGUACAGCGUCACACCUGGAGGCCCACCUGCCCUUAACACAGCGGACAUCCUGGUCUACAUUAACGACACAUGUGUGCUGGGUAUGUCCCACAAGGAGGUGGUGGAGAUGCUGAAGGCCGUGCCUAUGGGCCACAGUGUGGAUGUGGUGCUGCGUAGGGGCUAUCCCAUGCUUUACAAUCCUGAUGGCUGCCCCAAGACCAGCCUGUCUUCACCCUCUGACCCCACCCCGGGGUCUGCCCAGGCCCCACCUCACAAUCUGAACCGUUCCACCUCUCAUCACAACGGUUUCUACCCCCGGAUGCAAAAAGAGCCUUUAGACACCAACGGUAAUGUGGCAGCUCCGCCUUGCUACCACAUGCCCAAUGGAAACUCAGUAGACAGAACUGUAGGAAUGGCAGGCCUGCCCUCAAAUCUGCCAAUGGCAAGGUCGGAGAGACUGAGCUCAAGUCACAGUGAUACAGAGGUCAGCACUGUCGUCACACGCAGAGCCUCACUCAUUCGCAGCUACAACAACAAUACCCUUCCUGCCCCAUCUCUGGCUCACCAGAACUCCAAGUCUUCCGAGAGUGAUCUGUCCAGUGGUGCCCUCCCUCUGCCGCAGCCUGAGGUAGGCAGUGCACCAGCGCCACCAGGUGCCCCCAGUGCCCAACGCCCACUCGUGCCCCCAACUGAGCUGCCACCCUGUGGCUUCAAUGGCUGCCCGGCCAGCAACCCCCCUCGGCCUGCCCCAGGCAACCUGGGAUCGCCUGGGGCUGGCACAGGAGGUGAGCUUGUGCCUGUGGCCCUGGGGAGAAGCGAGGGAGGGGGCAUGGGCUUCAGCGUGACAGCAGGCGGGCAGGGCGGGCAGUUGGCGCUGAUCAAGCGGGUGUGGGACCGGCGCCAGUGCCCGUCCCUGCAGCCGGGCGAUGCCAUCAUCAAGAUCAAUGGCGCUGAUGUGCAGAGCCUCAGCUUCGCACAGGUACAGAGAGUUCUACAGGAACAUACAAGACAGGGUGAGGUGGUCUUACUGGUUUACAGAGGAGGAAACAUCCCUUCUCCUGUCACCCCAAACUCGUACAACAGUGUUCCUCCACCCCAGGGCCCUCCAGAUUUGAUGUCUCCUUCCUCAGAUGGCCCCACAACCAGCCAAAGCACCCUAUCUCCUCAGUCACCCUCCAACGAGCUCCCUCCUCUGGUCCAGAGCACCAGCUUUCUGGACUCUGUGCCUGUUACCCUGACCAUGGAGCCACGGGACUGGAUGGGGGUUGAGGACAUGGCCGUGCAGGGUCCCCGUCUGCCCUCCUCUAAUGCUCUAGGAGCCGUGUCCAAAACGCAGCCCGAGGGGAGAGGAGCAGUGCCUAGCAAAUCUUUGGAAGUGGAGCUGAGGAGAAGGCCUGGAGAGGGUUUUGGCUUUGUCAUCGCCACACAGGACAUGACGAAUGGAUCAUCGUCACUGUUCUCUCACAGGUUUGUGACCGUACGGAGGGGCAGUCCAGCAGCCCGCAGCGGUCAGAUCCAGCAGGGUGAUCAUCUGGAGGCAGUGGAGGGCCGCUCUGUGCUCACGCUGCCUCACAGAGAGCUGGCACAGAUCCUGCGGCGAGCAGGAAACACACUCCGCCUCACCAUCAUCCCGCGCUCCAACAACAAUGCCUCCAACCUGACAGAGUACACAGACUUUGAUGCAGAUAGCAAGUUAAGAAAAGGGCACAUAGCCAGACAAAAGCAGGACCCACGGUACUACAGUGUGGAUCUGGAGAGAGGCCCGACUGGUUUUGGCUUCAGUUUGAGAGGGGGGAGUGAGUACAACAUGGGACUCUAUGUGUUGGGGCUGAUGGAGGGAGGACCAGCAUCUCGCAGCCAGAAAAUACAGGUGAGUGAUCAGCUGGUGGAGAUUAACGGGGACAGCACAGCAGGCAUGACCCAUAGCCAAGCUGUAGAACAGAUCCGCAAAGGAGGACACCGCAUCCACCUGGUCCUGAAGAGAGGAAAUGGAUAUGUACCAGACUACGGCCAUGAAGGUGGAGCAGCCUCCCCCUCCUCCUUCCGCUCUGAGGAACCAGGUGAGAUUGGAGUGGCUUUCUCCUUGCCCAGGAGCAUUGAGAAAGGGGUGGACAGAGAGGCAGAGAGACGAAAGGGGCGGAGAAAAGGAGGCAGCAGCAGAGAAGGAGUAGAGGAGGAGAGGAGAGGCACUCCUGAGAUUGAGCGGGCUUCGGGCGACUUGGUUAGCAUCCCAGCGAGCUCCCACUCAGGGAGGAAGAGAGAGAGAGAGAAACCAACCCAGAGUACAACCAAAAAGGCUUCAAAAAGUACAGAGGGGGAGGAAGAGGAUGUGCAGCGAAGAGAGAGGAGGGAGAGGGAGAAGGAGAAGAGGAGGAGUUCAGGAGGCAGGAGGAGCAGAGUGAAAACUGGAACUCAAGAGAGAGAAGACAGGGAACAGGAAGAGGAAGGGGAGUGGUCAGAUGCAAGAGGGAGGAGGGGGAGAGAUGAAAAGAAGGAGGGAAAAAAGAAGGGAAAAAUAGAAAACAACAACGGUGAUGUCCCUGAGGGCACAGAAGAGGUCACUGGGGUCACACAGAAAGCACCCUUUUCCUUCCUCAUGCCUCUGGAUGAUGAAAGCAAUCUUUCUGAUGCUGACUCUGCACUCAGCUUUUCGGAAGUCAGCGUGUCUGCAGCUAGCAUCUCGUUCACAGGGGCGCAGUGGCCCCUUGACCCCAGAGACCUCAGCAACUCCCAGGAGAUCCCCGCUACCCCACACCUCACCCCGGGCCCAUGGCUCGUCCCCAGCCCCCAUAAACUCUCUCAGGUCUUAGAAGGAAACAGGUUAAGCCAACAUUCAGGAGGCCUAUGGUUCUGAAAAGCUUACUCUCUCUGAACUCUCUCUCUCAUACACACAAACACAAACACACACACACACACGCAUGUCAUUUGGAGACCAGCACACCACCAUCAUCCCACCAGCCCUCCUCCACUUUGAAAAAACCUACACCUGUGUUCAUAUUUUCAAGAAUAGCCGCUCGAUUGCAACCAGUGCCCAUGUCUGCAGUCCUGGCGAACUGAAAUUACCAUCACCUAGAGGCCAGUGAAACAAACAGAGAGAGCAUGCUGCCAUCAUGGGAUGGUUCUGGUUGGUUGCUAACAUGCAAGGCAAAUCCAUAUGCGUGUAUGUAUUCAUAGUGUUGUUCAUAGCAUGUACAAGUUAUUUUUUAUCUUAUGUCAUUUUGACAUUUUUUUUAUUUGAUAUUUUAUUUUCUUAUGAAUGCAUUAAGAUUCUAUUACAGAAAAAAGAGGAAGAUUUAUUUAAGAUCUGCAUUAGCUGCUUGCUUUUCUGUGACCAGACUGUAACCCUCUCCCCCACUGAGUGUGUUGAUCUAGCUGUCCGUGCUGGGGAAAGGACGGGGAAAGAACUGUUUUAUUAUCAGGCUAGCGAGCCAUCUCAGACUUCUCCAGGUGCCUUCUGCUUCUUUAGCUGGUGUUUACCAAAAAAAAAAAAAAAGAA
Messenger RNA from Pangasianodon hypophthalmus (striped catfish), 5032 nucleotides. RefSeq names its product MAGI family member, X-linked a (gene magixa). Lineage: Eukaryota; Metazoa; Chordata; Actinopteri; Siluriformes; Pangasiidae. Gene Ontology annotation, cellular component: cytoplasm. The transcript has 17 exons. Gene Ontology annotation, molecular function: protein binding. Gene Ontology annotation, biological process: signal transduction. The record is from RefSeq and is a predicted model, not a curated record. The coding region runs from base 491 to 4390 and encodes 1299 amino acids.